UGACCGUCAAUGCUAUCGUGACGGGAACAUAUUUUGACCGAAUUGUCUUGGUCAUGUUUGAAAACACUGGAUAUAAUAAAACAAUAGUACAACCUUAUUUUCAAAAUUUAACUAUCCGUAGUAAUGGCCUUGUUCUUUCCAACUACUUUGCGGUUGCACAUCCGUCUCAGCCAAAUUAUAUUGCCACAAUUUUUGGUUCAACCGCUAAUGUCACGGACGAUUCAAAUCACGACAUUGCCGGAAUCAAUCUAGUUGACCGUCUUGAAGCUGCCGGUAUCUCCUGGAAAGCUUAUAUGGAAGACUAUCCUGGUAACUGUGAUCCCAUUAGUGUUUACCCUAAAAAAACAAAGUUAUACGCACGGAAGCAUAAUCCUUUCAUUUCAAUGGAUACAAUAAGAUUAAAUUCCACUCGUUGUGCGAAAAUAGUUGCUGGUACCCAACUUGAUUCUGACAUAACUGCAACAUUUGCAAACAAUUGGUUACAAAAUUGGCUUGAACCAAAGCUCACGCAACCAGCAUUCACAACCAAUACAUUAAUCUUUAUCACUUUUGAUGAAGAUGACGGUACUGAAAACAAUCACAUUUAUAGCGCUCUUGUUGGUUCUCCUGUUGUUCCUCCUCCAAAUCAUGAUGACAAUACCGCUUGCAAUCAUUAUUCAUACUUGGCUACCGUAGAAGCAAAUUGGAAUUUGCCAAAUUUGGGUAGAAAUGAUGUCGGUGCAUCAACCUUCACUACACAUUUGGUGCACCCUUAA
Racocetra persica is the source of this 755-nucleotide messenger RNA. The record is from the annotation of a GenBank genome assembly. Lineage: Eukaryota; Fungi; Glomeromycota; Glomeromycetes; Diversisporales; Gigasporaceae.